AUGGCUAAUUCGGAAUCUGUUAAUCCUAGUGCUAACAAUAUGUUGGCUGUUCUACAUCGGUUGCUACCUGUUGUUGGACCGGCGCUUCUGAUUUCAGUUGGAUAUCUUGACCCUGGAAAGUGGGCGGCAACUGCUGAAGCAGGUGCCCGUUUUGGCUCUGACCUGGCAGCAUUGAUGCUUAUUUUCAAUUUUGCAGCUAUUUUAUGUCACUAUCUGUCAGCUCGGAUUGGUGUAGUCACCGGAAGAGAUCUUGCGCAGAUAUGCAGCGAGGAGUAUGACAAAGGCACGUGCAUAUUCUUAGGAGUUCAAACAGAGGUUUCUGUGAUUCUGUCGGACCUUACCAUGAUCCUCGGUAUCGCACAUGGACUUAAUCUUCUGUUUGGGUGGGACUUGUUCACUUGCGUGUUUUUGACUGCUGUUAAUGCUGUUUUGUACCCUCUUUUUUCCACCCUCCUGGAGACUUGCAAGGCGAAGGUCCUGUGCGUAUGCAUUGCAGGAUUUAUACAGCUUUCCUUCGUUCUUGGAGUAAUUAUCAGUCAACCAGAAAUGUCAUUUUCCAUGAAUGGGAUGCUAACAAAGCUGAGUGGGGAGAGUGCCUUUGCAUUGAUGAGUCUUCUUGGAGCAAGUAUAAUGCCUCACAGUCUCUAUCUUCAUUCUUCGAUUGUGCAGCAGUAUCAGUGUCAGCCAACUGCUUCCAGGGAUGCUUUGUGUCAUCACCAUUUAGUUGCCAUCUUGUGCAUCUUUAGUGGUAUUUAUCUGGUGAAUUAUGCCCUUAUGACCUCAGCGGAGAAUGAAUACUCAGGCCUUGGUUUGCUUACAUUUCAGGAUGUAAUGUCACUAAUCGGACAGGUCUUUUGGGGUCCAAUAGUAUCUGGUGCCUUCCUGCUGGUUCUCUUUGUUUCAAAUCAAAUCACAACAUUAAGCUGGAGUCUGGGUGGACAAGUAGUUUUGAAUGAUUUUUUGAAAUUAGACCUUCCUGGUUGGCUUCAUUGUGCCACAAUCAGAAUCAUUGCUAUUGUUCCAGCCCUUUAUUUUGUUUGGAGUUCAGGAGCUGAAGGGAUUGUUGGCAGCUCUGCUACUGCCAUCUUCUGUGAUCCCUCUUUUCGAAUUGCUGCUUCAAGACCAAUAAUGGGUGUCCAUAAAGUUUCUCAAUUUGUUGAAUUUUUAUCCCUGAUUACACUAAUUGGGAUGCUUGGAUUGAAAAUCAUAUUUGUAGUAGAAGUGAUUGUUGGGAAUAGUGAUUGGGUUAAUAAUUUGAGGUCGAAUGCCGGGAGUAGUAUGUCUCUUCCUUGUGUACUUCUACUCACUUCUUGUGCAACAUUUUGUUUAAUGAUUUGGCUGGCAGCUACCCCAUUAAAAUCUGCAAGUGCACGAUUAGAGGCUCAGGUGUGCAACUGGGGUCUGCCUGUGGGUUCACCUGAUUCAAUAACAAAGAAAGAGGAGAUCACUGAACCUAAAUAUCAUAGAGAGGUAAGUGUCCAGAAGCAUGAACCAUCACCAUCAUUUGGGAGGGCUUUGGAUAGUGAUUCAGAAGUAGCGAGGUUUGAUCUUGAUCUGCCUGAAACUAUCACAGAGCCUGAUCAGGAGCUUCACCUAACUACUGUAGUGGAAAAUGGUUCUCAUAUUACCUUUCCUCGCUCCCCUAAAUGCCAUAUGGAGGGAUCCACAUCUACAGUGGAGUCAACUCCAGUCUCAAAUGUGGUUAAUGAGGUUUCUGAUGUUACAAUGGAGGGCAUCAGUGCACUGAAGAUUGAAUCGACAGAGCAAAUUGAAAAGACUGUUGGAGUUGAAGGAGACUUGCCAAAUGAAAAAGAUGAUGAUGAGGGAGAUACCUGGGAGCCUGAAGAUUCAUUGAAAGGGGUUUCUGAGAGCACUGCUCCAUUGACAUCUGAGGGUCCAGGAUCAUUUAGGAGUCUAAGUGGAAAAGGUGAUGAAGGGGGGAGUAGUGCUGGUAGCCUUUCAAGAUUAGCAGGGUUGGGGCGUGCUGCGAGACGUCAACUAGCUGCAGUACUUGAUGAAUUUUGGGGACAAUUGUAUGAUUUCCAUGGGAAUGUAAUUCAAGAAGCAAAGGCUAAGAAACUGGAUCUUUUGUUGGGGUUAGAUUCAAAGGCUGCAACCUCGUUGAAAGUUGAUACUAGUGCAAACGAACUUUCCGGAUAUUUUCCAUCUGCAGGAGGCAGAGGAUCUGAUCCUAUUAUCAACUCAAGUUAUAUGACUCUCCGAAGCAGCAGAGGGUGCAAAGCAGUUUAG
This is a messenger RNA of Prunus armeniaca (apricot), 2250 nucleotides long. Lineage: Eukaryota; Viridiplantae; Streptophyta; Magnoliopsida; Rosales; Rosaceae. The record is from the annotation of a GenBank genome assembly.